Messenger RNA from Clupea harengus (Atlantic herring), 7405 nucleotides. RefSeq names its product AT-rich interaction domain 1Ab (gene arid1ab). Gene Ontology annotation, molecular function: nucleosome binding; DNA binding. The record is from RefSeq and is a predicted model, not a curated record. Gene Ontology annotation, biological process: regulation of transcription by RNA polymerase II; positive regulation of DNA-templated transcription; chromatin remodeling. Gene Ontology annotation, cellular component: nBAF complex; SWI/SNF complex; brahma complex. Lineage: Eukaryota; Metazoa; Chordata; Actinopteri; Clupeiformes; Clupeidae.
CACAGCAACAGCAACAGCCACCAGGUCCCCCUCAACAACAACAACAACAACAACAGCAACAGCAGCAGCAGCAGACGUCAGGUCCUCCACAGCAAUCCCAGCAGCCUCAGGGGCACGGGCAGGGCCCGCAAGGUCAGCCUUCCCCUUUCUCCCAGACUCCUCCCCUGCAGCAGCCGCGGGAGCAGCAGUCUCCCUUCCAGCGCUUCGCACCGCCAUCACAGGAGGUCUCCCAGGACUCCUUCAGCUCCCAGUCCAGUGCUCCUCCCUCCAACCAGCCGUUGGUCUCCAGUAAGGCGGGCGCGGAGGACACCAUGCAAGGCCGCCCCUCCAGCUUACCGGAUCUGUCGGGCUCCAUAGAUGACCUCCCCACGGGGACCGAGGGAGCCCUGAGCCCUGGUGUGAGUACCUCUGGUGUGUCCAGCAGCCAGGGGGAGCAGAGUAACCCGGCUCAGUCGCCCUUCUCCCCCCACACCUCGCCCCACCUGCCGGGCAUCCGCGGGCCCUCGCCCUCCCCCUCUGGCUCGCCCGCCAGUGCCAGCGCCUCCCGCUCCGGACCGCUUUCGCCUGUCGCUGUGCCAGGGAACCAGAUGCCCCCCAGGCCCCCUAGUGUGCAUUCAGACGGCAUUCUCCACUCCUCCAUCAACCAGCCACCGAUGGGGCAGGAACGGGUCUACAUGCGGAACCCCCAGAUGCCCUCAUAUGGCUCGCCUCAGCCUGCCUCCGCCUUAUCUCCCCGCCAGUCCUCAGGAGGCCAGAUGCAUGCUGGGAUGGGCCCUUACCCGCAGAACAACUCCAUGGCCAACUAUGGCCCGCAGGGAGGCCAGUACGGCCCUCAAGGUUAUCCUAGGGGACCUGGCUAUAAUGCCAUGCCCAAUGCCAACUACGCCGGUCCUGGCAUGGGCGGCUCAAUGAACCCCAUGGCUGGGCAGGGCGGUGGCAGUCCGUAUGGGGGGAUGCCACCAGGAAGGAUGGUCCCGGGGCAGAUGGGCACACGGCCCUACGGCCCUGGCAUGGGCCCCAACAUGGCCCCCAACAUGGCCGGCAUGCCCCCGCAGGUGGCCUCGGGGAUGUGCCCACCCCCUGGCAUGAACAGGAAGCCACAGGAUGGGUCAGGGCCUCCAAUGCAUCACGGUCCUCCCGGGAAUUCUAUACACAGGCCACCGGGCUACCCGCAAGGCAUGCCGCCAGGCAUGAUGGGACCUGGCUCCCCAUACUCUGCCCCUCUUAACAGCAUGCAGGGGAUGAUGAACCAGGGAGGGCCCUACCCCAUGGGGGGCAACAUGGCCAAUAACAACCAAGGCAUGGCUCCCAGCCCAGAGUUUGGUAUGGAGGUGAAGAUGAACCAGGCCCAGAAGAUGAACAACAAAGUGGACGGCCCCCCGAAGACUGAGCCUACCAAAAAGAAGUCCAGCUCGUCCACCACCACCAAUGAGAAGAUCACGCGGCUGUAUGAGCUGGGCCCGGAGCCGGAGAGGAAGAUGUGGGUGGACCGCUACCUAGCCUUCUCCGAGGAGAAAGCUCUGGGCAUGACCAACCUGCCCGCCGUCGGACGCAAGCCCCUCGACCUCUUCCGCCUCUACGUCUCCGUCAAGGAGAUCGGCGGACUCACACAGGUUAACAAAAAUAAGAAGUGGCGAGAGCUGGCCACUGCCCUGAACGUGGGCACCUCCAGCAGUGCCGCCAGCUCCCUGAAGAAACAGUACAUCCAGUGCCUGUACGCCUUCGAGUGCAAGAUCGAGCGCGGCGAAGACCCGCCACCUGAUCUAUUCACUGACAACAAGAAGAACCAGCCCAAGGCCCAGCCACCGUCCCCAGCGGGAUCAGGGUCGCUCCAGGGCCCCCACACACCCCAGUCCACGAGCAGCUCCAUGGCCGAGGGCGGAGACCUGAAGCCCCCCACCCCUGCCUCCACCCCCCACCCUCAGAUGCCCCCUAUGCCAGGGGUCAGGAGUAGUGUGAACCUGCAGGACCCCUUUGCUGACGGGGGAGACCCGGCCUUCCCCCGACGGAACUCCAUGACGCCCAACUCUGGCUAUCAGCCUGGUAUGGGAGGGCCUGGUAUGGGCCCCUAUGAGCCCAACAAGGACCCUUUUGGUGGCAUGAGGAAAGCUGGUGAGCAGUUCAUGGGCCCAGGACAGGGCCCCAACCCCCCCAUGGGGGAGCAGUACAACCGCGGCCCCCCAGGACCCAUGGGCAACAUGCCCAUGGCCCAGAGGCAGCAGUACCCCUACGGCCCUGGGUACGAACAAAGAAUUAAACACACUCUCCCUCUCUCCUCAUCCCCGUCCCUACCCCACUCCAUCCGGCACAGACCAGAGGCGGGUAUGGGUCCGGAUGGUGCCAUGGGUCCUGGUGGUCCUCAGCCCAAUAUGAUGCCUUCCAAUGCCGAAGCGGGGAUGUACUCGCCCAACAGACCCCCACACCAGCAGAGGCAUGAUUCCUAUGGUAAUCAGUACCCUGGCCAAGGCCCGCCCCCUGGUGGCCCCUACCCCAAUCAGCAGCCAGGAAUGUAUCCACAGCAACAACCGAACUACAAGCGGACGGCAGACGGAGGCUACGGUCCCCCCGCCAAGCGGCACGAGGGUGAGAUGUACAACGUGCCCUUCAGCGGGGGCCAGCAGCCACAGCCCUCCCAGGGACCCCCACAGGGGCCCCCCAACGCCCCCCAGUCCCAGCAGGAGAUGUACAACCAGUACAACCAGUUCCCCGGGUCCGAGCGCCGCCCCCCCGGCCAACAAGGCCAGUUCCCCUUCCCCUUCGGACGGGAACGGGGCCCGCCAACCAGUGGUGGUGGUGGAGGUGGCGGCCCAAACGCCCAGCCCUCGAUGCCCCCUCAGAUGAUGCCGUCUGUGACCGACGGACCGCAGGGUCCGUUGUGGCAAGGGCGUAAUGAUUUGAGUUAUGCCAACUACCCCAACCGGCAAGGCCCACCUGGGAUGCCAGGGCAGGGCCCGGGGUACCACGGGAUGAACCGCUCGGAGGACAUGAUGCCCUCGGACCAGCGCAUGAACCACGAGGGCCCGUGGCCGCCCCACAUGAAUCAGCGGCAGCCCCCUUAUGGACCUGGCGGUUCCGGCCCGCCUGUCUCGCGGGCCCUGCAGCCCAACUAUCAGAACCAGAACCACAUUCCGCAGGUGUCUAGCCCGGGACCCAUGCCCCGGGCCAUGGAAAGCCGGACGUCGCCCAGCAAGCCACCCUACAUGCACUCGGGCUCCCCUGGCAUGAAGAUCCAGAAGGCGGGACCCCCUGUGCCGGCCUCGCACAUCUCGCACCCGCCUGCGCAGCCCCCACUUAUCAGGAGAGACGUGGCAUUCCCACCGGGAUCGAUAGAGGCCUCUCAACCAGUCCUCAAGCCACGCCGGAGGCUCACCACGAAAGACAUCGGAACACCAGAGGCAUGGAGAGUGAUGAUGUCACUGAAGUCAGGUUUGUUAGCCGAGAGCACGUGGGCCCUGGACACGAUCAACAUUCUACUGUAUGAUGACAACAGCAUCUCUACCUUCAACCUCUGCCAGCUUCCUGGUUUCCUGGAGCUGGUGGUGGAGUACUUCCGGCACUGCCUCAUCGAGAUCUUCGGCAUCCUGAAGGAGUACGAGCUGGGAGACCCUCGCCAGCGCACCCUCAUCGACCCCAACGCCGUGGACCCUGAGUCCUCAGACGACGAAUUCCCACUGGACAUGGAUGACGUGGACGAGGAUGAAGAUGACGAAGAGGAUGAAGUGCGAGAGGUGAAAAGCACGGACGUCACUUUGGAAGUCGAGGUGAAACAGGAGAAGGACGAGUCUGCGCCAGUAAAGAAAGGGUCGGAAAAAUCAGAAAUGGACAACGGGCACGAAAGAAAAGAGGAAGACGAGUCGUCGUCGUCGUCCUCCAAAGAGCCUCGUGCAUCUAGUCCCUCAGCCCAGGACAACACUGCUCCUCAGGAUAGGCCAAAGCAGGCCAGCAAGUUUGACAAGCGCCCCAUCAAGGUGAUGCGGAAGAAGAACCCUUUCCCUGGGGGUUGCUCCUCUAAGCUCGGCCGGCGGGAGACGUUCGACAGCGGCCUCCUGCACUGGAGCGCCGGGGGCGGAGACACCACUGACCAUAUCCAGACGCACUUUGAGAUCAGGUCCGACCCGCUGGUGUCGCAUAAACGGCUGCACAUCAGCGCCAGCCAGAAGCGGCAGAGAAUAACAGAGGAUGCAGCUGCCACAACAGCAACCAUGACGACAGCUGCGCCAUCAACCGCAAUAACAACAAUGGCAGACCAGUCGAAUGAGGAAGCCUCUAGGAAGAAGCAGCUGGCUGAGGAGAAAGCAGAGCAGCAAGAACAACAGAGGAGUUCAUCAGAAGAGAUGGUCUCAGCCAAGACGGAAAGGAGUCCGGCUGCCUCUGUAACUGCACCCAGCGCAGCCUCAAGCACCGCCGUCACCAUGGAUGACAUCCUCUCCUCACGGCACAACUCUGGAGACGGCACGACCGCGGGCGCGGUCACCGGAAGCAGCAACGGCUCUGUCGACAUGAAAGACGAUUCCAGAAUGUUCUCAAUCAACUUCGGCCGGCUGAGGCCAGGCAGCUGCAUGCCCGUCCUGGAGGACGAGCCGCACAGCAAGGACGAGACGCCGCUGGGCACUCUCUCCGACUGGCAGGACUCGCUGGCUCGCCGCUGCAUCUGCGUGUCGAACAUCGUCCGCAGCCUGUCGUUCGUGCCGGGCAACGACCACGAGAUGUCCAAGCACCCGGGCCUGCUGCUGCUGCUGAGCCGCCUGGUACUGCUGCACCACUGGCAUCCCGAGCGCAAGCAGGCGCCCGUCACCUACGAAAAGGAGGAGGAGGAGGACGAGGGGGUGAGCUGCGAACGAGACGAGUGGUGGUGGGACUGCCUGGAGGUGCUGCGCGAGAACUGCCUGGUGACGCUCGCCAACAUCUCGGGCCAACUGGACCUGUCCAUCUACUCCGAGAGCAUCUGCCUGCCGCUUCUCGACGGGCUUCUCCACUGGGCCGUGUGCCCGUCGGCCGAGGCCAUGGACCCCUUCCCCUCGCUGGGCUUGAGCGGGGAGCUGUCGCCACAAAGGCUGGUCCUGGAGGCCCUCAGCAAGCUGAGCAUCCAGGACAACAAUGUGGACCUGAUCCUGGCCACGCCGCCCUUCGGCCGGCUAGAGAAGCUCUUCGGCACGCUGGUGCGCCUGGUGGGCGAGCGCAAGGUGCCUGUGUGCCGCGAGAUGGCGGUGGUGCUGCUGGCCAACCUGGCGCAGGGCGACAGCAUGGCGGCCCGCGCCAUCGCCGUGCAGAAGGCCAGCGUGGGCAACCUGCUGGGCUUCCUGGAGGACAGCCUGGCCGCCACGCAGUUCCAGCAGAGCCAGGGGGCCCUGGUGCAGCACAUGCAGGCCCACUUCGAGCCCACCAGCGUAGACAUGAUGCGGAGGGCGGCCCGCGCCCUGCACGCGCUCGCCCGGGUCGAGGAGAACCACUCGGAGUUCACACUGUACGAGUCGCGGCUGCUGGACAUCUCCGUGUCGCCGCUCAUGAACUCACUGGUGUCGCACGUCAUCUGCGACGUACUGUUCCUCGUCGGCAAGUCGUGACAGCCGGGGCUGACGUCUUUUUCUGCCUCAUCCUCCUGCCCCCGCUCCCUGAAAGCUCCCCCUCCUCCUCCUCCUUAGGUUUCUCUUUGUUUUUCCUCCCCGCAACUGUGUCUGCACGAGAGAGUGUAUGAAUGGAGAAAACAGCAGAAACUGACUGUGGUGUUUUUUCAGGUUUUUUUUUUUUUUUUCUUUCCCGUUUUUUAUUUAUGCAAAAUCACCUCGGAUUCCACUGACCUAUCCAAGAACCAUCCCCCCCAUCUGCCUCGCCCCUCUUCUGCCUCUCUCUAAAGGAGCGAUUUCAUGAAGUAGUUGUGGAUUUCCGAACUUGCUUUUCCACCCCUGUAAAGUCGAAACGAGACCCACCCCAGCUUGGAUGAGUGUGCUGCCCCUUUGAGAAAAACUGACUUUUUUUAUAUAUAUAUAUAUAUAUAAAGAAAAAAAAACUAGAUUUAACAAAAAUCAACAAAAUUAAAAAAAAAGAACCUAAAACAAACACAAAACUGUAACCAAAGUUGCCGUCUUGUUUACAGUGAGUUUGGGGGUUCUCCUCGAAGGUGGGGCGACAACGGGGCAGGGCAACAGGACGGAGGGGGUUUUGGGGUGCAGGGGUUUUUUCUUUUCCGGUUCUGGUGCGGAGCCUGGACAGACUCGCAGAACCCCCCAUGCGAGCUAAACGUUGCUGUAAGAAUGAUCUGCGUUCGGCCAGUGAGGAACCAGGCCAUCGGCUGUGAACAGAUGUGGACAUAGGAGGCUCGUGCAGUAGAUUGUAGGACGUUUUUUUUUUCUUUCUUUUUUUUUUUCGUACUGUACACCUUAAAAAGAAAGAAACGAAAAAAACUGUAAACAUACUGUAAUAAUACUGUUUCACACUGAGAUACGCUGGCUUGGCAGCAAAAAAAAAAAAAGAAUCCUGUAGUUUUUAAAAACUGAUUUUAGUUGAUGUCGAGAGAGAGAGAUUGAAAAAAAACAAGGCUUUUCCCCCAAAGUGUCGUGAACCUACAACACCCGUACCUCUUCUCUCUAUCCCUCGAUUGUAUGACUUGACCCUCAAUGAAAUCACCUCUUAGGACUGGUCUUUGGCGCUAGAUGCAGUCCAGGCUGCAAUGUAUAUAAAACGAUGUUGUAUAUUUGACAUCCUUUUUGCUCUUCUUCCUCACAUCUCUGGCACGCUCUUCUUCUUACUCAUCCCUUCAUCAUGUUCUUGAUUCAUUUUUUUUAGUUUUUUUUGUUUUGUUCAUUCAUUCUUUUAUUGUUGUUUUUUUUUUUUCUCUGAAUGAAUAAAAAGGCUAAACUCAAAAUGAGUCCCACUUCCCUCCCCCAUGACAUCAUUGCGUAUCGCCAUGUGAUAUUUCUAACUUUUCCUCAGUCAGGCCUAUGGUGGUUGGUGAUAGUGGUGGUUGUGGUGAGCGGUGGGGAUUGCACAGCUGCUGUUCCUUGCAACCCCCAAAACCUCUUACCCACCACCACCCCCCCCCCCCCCCAAAAAAAAAAACAGGUCAAGUUGUCAAGUUUCCACGGUUCACCAGGGCAAAGGCAUGUGGAGAGGGAUAUCAGCUAAUUCACCACUGCAGGCAUCAGACCUCUUCAUUGGAUGGAGAGGGUCUGAUUGAAUUAUUUUAGUUUUAUUAAGGGUUUUUUUUUGUUUUGUUUUGUUUUUUUUUCCUCCUGUGACAUGGAUUCCGCAUAUUUGUAUUUCAGACGAUGUAGCUAAAAACUUGAUGUAAAUUCCUUUUUUGUUUUCUUUUUUUGGGCUUAAUGAAUAUCAUUUAUUCAGUAUGAAAUCUUUAUACUAUAUGUUCCACGUGUUAAGAAUAAAUGUACAUUAAAUCUUGGUAAGACGU